Messenger RNA from Babjeviella inositovora NRRL Y-12698, 3540 nucleotides. Its product is annotated as E3 ubiquitin-protein ligase. The coding region runs from base 1 to 3540 and encodes 1179 amino acids. Gene Ontology annotation, cellular component: endoplasmic reticulum membrane. Gene Ontology annotation, molecular function: zinc ion binding. Lineage: Eukaryota; Fungi; Ascomycota; Pichiomycetes; Serinales. The record is from RefSeq and is a predicted model, not a curated record. The transcript has a single exon.
AUGGAGGAAGCCAGUUGCCGUAUUUGCCGUGGGGAGGGGACUCCCGAGGAUCCGCUCUUCUUUCCCUGUAAGUGCCGCGGGUCCAUCAAGUAUAUCCACCAGGACUGUUUGAUGGACUGGCUCAAGCACGCUAACAAGAGCACCCAGCAGUGUGACAUCUGUAACGAGCCCUAUAAAUUCAAGACGCUAUUUGAUCCCGACACCCCGAAGGGCAUGGUUCCGCUAGGCUUGAUUGUAUCGAAGAUUGCUAGCUCCGUCAUGAAAUCCGCCACUGUCAUCACCAGUAUCGCGCUCUACGCCACAUUUGUGGUUAUCCAGGUGCCUAUGUGGUGGAAGUUUGUCGGCCGGCUCUAUACCUGGAUUGUGGAUGGCCAGUUACCCCAGCCAAGUAUUGUCCAGUCCUUCCUUUUCGGCCAGCUGGACCUCCGGACGGCCUUUCUGAUCGAUGCCUCUGCCCCCGUUCCCAGAUUAGCGUUUCUCUGGCACAUUCUCAACUACACGUACUCCAGCGGUCUUGUCUCUAUAGUGAUCUUCAUCUUGGUGCACGUGUUCUUGUUUAUUGACCAUGAGUGGGUCACCAGAGACGAGGGGUACUUCAAGCUCUUGACCAAACGCAUCGGGAACGAACCAAAGCGCCAACUUAGGGAGCUACUAGAGCAACAGAUCCGUAACCUCCGCCAAAAUAACCCGCAGAACGUCGAAAACAUCCUUAACGUGCUUGAAAAUAUGAACCAUGACGGGGCAGACGAGGCUAUUCGUGAAUUCGUUGUCGACCAAGUUAUCCCCCCAGUUAUGCGCCAAGAACAAGAGGAGGAGGAGGAGGAGAUCGAACAGGAUGCUGAUACGUGGAGUGACAUGGAGGAUUUCGAAGAAAACUCCGACGACGACUCCGAUUCGGACGAGGAACGCGGCCGUUUCGUCAGAAGAAGGGACGUUGUGCCGUUUCCAAACUUAGAUGCCCCCCCAAUGCUUCCACAGCCUGUUAGAAUGGCCGAUAUUUUAAACAACGACAGAUUUCCGGCCCGCAACCAGAUGCUCGAGCCAAAUCCCGAGCCGGCCCCUGAAGCCCCCGUAGACGAGGAUGUGCCUGAGGAGAACGUGAAUUUGAUUCUCAACAUUGGAUUGAAUAUUACCAUGCCGUUAAAGGCGGCCGGUAUUGCCGAUGCUAUCAUUACCGUAUACCUAUUCGUGUUCUACUUGCUUCCGUCGAUUAUGGGCAAGUUUCUUUUUGCCAGCUUGACCUAUGCCCUUUUUGGAGUGCACUACCUCGUCCAGAAGACACCGGCCAAUACCGUGAUUGCUUUUAUUCGUGAACGAACGGUUAUUAUCGACUACCUCGAGAGCUAUAUAACCACGCCGGUGUACACUACCUGGAGCAACGUCUUCAACUCGCGUGUUCCAGCCACUGUUACCGAGCGUAUUAUUCCUUUAUUGCUCUUCUACGGAGUCUUGCUCGUGGCCACUAAUGCAUACAUGUCAUACUUGCGCGGCGAUCACAGCAAAACCAACCCACUCUCAAGCAAAUCUGCGCGCAUGGUUUACAAGCUCUUGUUUGAAAUUGUCUCUACUCUCAAAGUCUUCCUCAUCUUUAACAUUGAGCUCAUUUUCUUCCCGGUGUACUGCGGCUGGUUGUUGGACUUCUGCAUGUCGCCUGUAUUCUCUCCAGAACUGCAUCUCAACAUGCUUUUGAGCUCCCGUGAUAACCCUUGCAUACACCCGUUUUUCACCAACUUCCUUUGCCGCACCAUUAACUACUGGGCUGCCGGGACCGGCUACAUGUUCACGUUUGCGUUGUUUGUGGGAAUGAUCCGUUCGAUGAUCUUGCGUCCCGGUGUGUUGUUUUUCAUCAGAUCUCCGGAAGAUCCUAACGCGAGAUUGAUCCACGAUGCUCUUAUGAGACCGUUAAGCUUGCAGUUGUCUCGAAUUUCCUUGAGCGGUAGCAUCUACUCGGGGUUGAUUGUCUUUGGGGUGGGUGGGUUUACCUGGUUACUCCGCUUGGCCACUCCGACCGGUUUCCUUUUCCCAGUUGGUGGCAUCGAUGCGAAGUCUGUGAUGGUGACCAACUUUGUCUUCAUGAAGGUUGUCCAUUCGAAUGCUGAAUUGAUCAAAACCUGCAUGCGUGUCUACUGGAAGCGUGUGUUUGUCAUUGUCUGCCAUAAGAUGAGACUCUCUUCGUUUAUCUUGGACAUCCCGCACCCUACUGAAAGAGGGUACGUUGUUUACAGAAACUUGUUUUACAGGUUGAUUGGCACCCAGAAACCGGACUACGCGAACCCCCAGUCGUACGAGCUUGCGUUGGAAACGUUCAGAACCGAUCCAGAAGUCACGGCUGUGUUUGUACCGGAUGGUAACUGGGUCAGGGCUCCGGGUAACGACGCUAUCUCUCGUCGUUUCUUGAAAAAGCUUUUUGUGACGGUGACCAAGGGCGACCAGUUACUAGCUGCGCCAAAACCUGCAGUUGCUAGUAGGAGGCUGGAAGAGGAAGAGGAUGAGGAUGACGACGAAAUAGUUGAUUCUGGUAGUAACGUCUACUCGAUUGUAUACAAACCACCUCGCUUUGGACUCAAAAUUUUUGGGAUGGUGGCCUUCCUUUGUGCCUUUGCAUUCUUUUUAUGCGUCAGUGUUAUCGCGGGUGCUUUGAUAUGUGGGCGCCCGAUUGUGAUUGCACUUUUUUUGCUCACACAGUCGUUUACUGGUCAUGCGCUAGCUCUCUCUGGCCCAACUGAUCUCUUUCUGCCCAAUGCCGAUUUACUCUCUGUAUCCAUUGGUAUUGCUGUUGAGGUUUGGUUAUUGUACCACUUUAAGGACCAGUUCCAGGACGAGGAGCUGCAUGAACACGAACAGCUUCAGGAGGUUGCAGAACCGGCUAUGGAGAUUUUAGAGGAAGCUGUUCCAGAUGAAGCGGACAUCCGGGCUCUUAUUGAUCGAUUCCCACUUGCCAGACACAUGUUGAAGCUUGUCUUGCUAGUCUCUAUCAUCUUUGCCAGUGGUGUACUUGGUACUCUUCUUUCAAUUUACGUACACACCUACUCUGCCAACAUGCCGUACCAUUACUUUAAGUUUGGCCUGCUACUGACAGCAUACAUCUACCUCACAUGGCAAACGGCGUUGCUUCAUAGUCUACUCUUCCCAGUCACCUUGGCUCCAUUAUUCGGGAUGCUUACAAGAGAAUUCCAACUUGUGAUUACACACGGGGUCAUCGAUAACAACUUGGCCGGUGUUUCGAUCAGAGAAUUAUGCUCUAGAUCUCUUUUCCCGAUGACGGGACGUACAUUGGCGCUCGCAGUCGCCACUAUAUCGAUUUUUAUGGGUUAUGACUUCAAGGAGCAGGGUUCUUUUUCAUUAGGUCGUGUUGUGGAUCGUUACAUGUUAAAUCCCCUGGAGUUCUCGUUCAUGUGCAUGGCGUCGUCCGCUGCUAUGGUUCUCCUAGAGUAUACCAGAAUCGGACUUCACUACUUGCAGGGUGUAAACGAAGAGGUUAAGAAUGAGGUAUAUGCCCGUGGUAAGACGUUGAAAAACAUCGAUGUCCUGGACGAGUGA